AUGUACCUCGCCUCCACUCGUCCGCCCCUCCACCUGUCCUUCCGUCCUCCGCUCCACCCGUCCUCCCGUCCUCCCCUCCACCCGUCCACCCCCCCCUCUCCACCCGUCCUCCCGUCCUCCCCUCCACCCGUCCCCCUCCACCUGUCCUCCCGUCCUCCCCUCCACCCCCUCCACCCCACCCGUCCCCUCCUCCCGUCCUCCACCGUUCACCCUCCCCUCCACCCGUCCUCCCGUCCUCCCCUCCACCCGUCCGCCCCUCCACCCGUCCUCCCCUCCACCCGUCCGCCCCUCCACCCGUCCCCCUCCAACCGUCCGCCCCCCCACCCGUCCUCCCCUCCACCCGUCCGCCCCUCUCCACCCGUCCUCCCCUCCACCCGUCCGCCCCUCCACCCGUCCCCCCUCCACCCGUCCCCCCCUCCACCCGCCCGCCUCCACCCGUCCUCCCCUCCACCCGUCCUCCCCUCCACCCGCCCGCCCCUCCACCCGUCCUCCCCUCCACCCGUCCUCCCCUCCACCCGUCCGCCCCUCCACCCGUCCCCCCUCCACCCGUCCCGCCCCUCCACCCGUCCGCCCCUCCACCCGUCCCCCUCCCACCCGUCCUCCCCUCCACCCGUCCGCCCCUCCACCCGUCCCCCUCCACCGUCCUCCCCUCCACCCGUCCGCCCCUCCACCCGUCCCCCCCUCCACCCGUCCGCCCCUCCACCCGUCCCCCCUCCACCCGUCCCCCUCCACCCGUCCGCCCCUCCACCCGUCCUCCCCUCCACCCGUCCUCCCCUCCACCCGUCCCCUACUCCACCCGUCCGCCCCUCCACCCGUCCCCCUCCACCCGUCCUCCCCUCCACCCGUCCGCCCCCCCUCCACGCGUUCAACCCCUCCACCCGUCCACCUGCCCUCCCGUCCUCCCCUCCACCUGUCCUCCCGUCCUCCCCUCCACCCGUCCUCCCCUCCACCCGUCCCCCCUCCACCUGUCCUCCCCUGCGUCCUCCCCUCCACCCGUCCUCCCGUCCUCCCCUCCACCCGUCCUCCACCCGUCCUCCCCGCUCCACCCGUUAUUAUCUGAUGCCCCACAAUAGUAGAGUUGGUGCAAGGGAGUUUGAGUGGGAGAUAGGGACUAGCGCGCCCCAUCACAGCACAGGGACCAGGGACAGCAGCACCCUCCCACCCCCCCCCCCACCCCCGACUAAAACAGCUCCUCCGCGGCCAAACAAGUCCUGCAACACCCGGCUACCCCUCAGACAGCACCGGCCAGCACACAGGCUACUACUUCUUUACCGCCGUCCGGAGGAAAAGAAGAACAAAAACAGCUUUAAAACUGUUGCAGCACGUUUUAAAAGUGGACCUUACACCUCCUUACUUCUUGGACAUGGGCGAUAUGGGGAUCCGCAGAAAAAAACGCGGCUGAUCUCGCUGUGUGUCGGCUGUGGAAACCAGAUCCACGACCAGUAUAUUCUGCGGGUCUCUCCAGACCUCGAGUGGCACGCUGCCUGUUUGAAGUGUGCAGAGUGUAAUCAGUAUCUGGACGAGUCUUGUACCUGCUUUGUCCGAGACGGGAAAACCUACUGUAAAAGGGACUAUGUCAGGUUAUACGGGAUAAAGUGCGCUAAAUGCAACAUCGGUUUCAGCAAGAAUGACUUCGUGAUGAGAGCGCGCUCCAAGGUGUACCAUAUCGAGUGUUUUCGGUGUGUGGCCUGCAGCCGACAGCUCAUCCCGGGGGACGAGUUCGCUCUGAGGGAGGAUGGCUUGUUCUGCCGGGCCGACCAUGACGUCGUGGAGCGGGCCACAAUGGGCGUCGGAGACCCCCUCAGCCCCCUCCACCCGGCCAGACCUUUACAAAUGGCAGCAGACCCAAUAUCAGCCAGACAGCCCGCGCUCCGACCGCACGUCCACAAACAACCGGAGAAGACAACUCGCGUCCGGACCGUUCUUAACGAAAAACAGCUCCACACGUUGCGGACCUGCUACAACGCCAAUCCCCGGCCCGACGCUCUGAUGAAGGAGCAGCUAGUCGAGAUGACCGGUCUCAGUCCCCGAGUCAUCCGGGUCUGGUUCCAAAACAAGCGUUGCAAGGACAAGAAGAGGAGUAUUCUGAUGAAACAGUUACAGCAACAGCAGCCCAACGACAAAACGAAUAUCCAGGGAAUGACGGGCACACCAAUGGUGGCGGCCAGUCCGGAGAGACACGACGGUGGUUUACAGGCAAACCCAGUGGAGGUGCAGAGUUACCAGCCGCCUUGGAAGGUCCUCAGUGACUUCGCGCUACAGAGUGAGAUCGACCAGCCCGCGUUUCAACAACUGGUCAAUUUCUCGGAGGGAGGCCCUGGUUCCAACUCGACAGGGAGCGAAGUUGCCUCGAUGUCAUCCCAACUUCCAGACACACCCAACAGCAUGGUCUCGAGCCCUAUAGAGGCGUAGGCCCUCGCGGACCGAGUGUAGACUACGUCAGACUAUUGUCAUAUUUCUGACUGUUGAUGUUAGUUGGACAAAGUGCCGGACUGACUGAAAACCCGAAAAAAACUUGACUCGGGGUGGAAAGAAACAAAAAAUGUCACUCUCUUGUUGAUUUAAUUCGAACUGAGAGAUAAAAAGAGAACCCCCCCCCCUCCCUCUACUGCACGAAGCCUCUUUAACAACAACUACUGGUUGUAGUUUUACACUGUGAAGACAAUCAUGGGAUUAUUACCCGAGCUAGAUCUGUCCAAGCGUCCGUCAUUACGUCCGUCUGUCCACUCGCCGCAAAACAACCCUGGAGAAGAGAAGGAGAGAGAGGACCAUGGUGUAGACGAGAAGAAGAAGAAGCGUGUUCCAAGGAGCGGUGGAGAGCGCAUCUGCCUGCAUCAUAACGUGUCUGCGACUCAUGCGACUCAUGCGUAACGAGAUGUAUAGAUUUCACUACAUCGUCCAUGACUGGUGCUGCCCGUUGGAAAUGCCUGUUUACAGUUUUGCCAAAAAAAGAAUACAGAAAACCCCAUACAUACACUUCAACAAAACCCCCCCUGGACCCAUGGACCUCUAGGAACAAUCCAAACCUUAUUAUUGAAGAUGAAAUCUGAAACCCAGGCUACAUUUGCGCAUUGUUGUGCGUGAUGUUUGAGUAUAUAAACAAAUGACUGUCUGCCAUUUCGGUUUCUAUAAAAUAGCUUGACUUGAGAUCCGCCCGCUGUUAUAACGACGUUUGGAGGGGAUUGCAAAUAAUGCUUUUCCAUAGUUUUGUUAUUAUCUCCUUGAUAAAGCCCAAGUAGGCCUACUAAAGCAUUGCAACAAGGUAUACCUCUAUUAUGCCACAAGCUUCGUGGGACUAUUGUGUGUGAGUUUGUGUCCGUCCAAUAAUAUUGUUUUCUUUCCCAAAGAUGUGUAUAGUAUUAAGUUAUAACGACCGUUAGCUCUGGAAAAAAACGUGUUUUUCUUCCGUUAAUUCCUGUACAACAAAAUUAUGUUUUAUUUAUCGUCGAAAGACUUGCCACUUUUUUUUGUGUAACCUUCUAUACUGAAGUAAAAAAGAAAAAAUAUU
Messenger RNA from Oncorhynchus nerka (sockeye salmon), 3508 nucleotides. Its product is annotated as ISL LIM homeobox 1a. The transcript is spliced from 8 exons. Gene Ontology annotation, biological process: positive regulation of transcription by RNA polymerase II; axonogenesis; neuron fate specification. Gene Ontology annotation, cellular component: nucleus. Gene Ontology annotation, molecular function: DNA-binding transcription factor activity, RNA polymerase II-specific; cis-regulatory region sequence-specific DNA binding. The record is from RefSeq and is a predicted model, not a curated record. The coding region runs from base 1 to 2412 and encodes 803 amino acids. NCBI's taxonomy places the organism in Eukaryota, Metazoa, Chordata, Actinopteri, Salmoniformes, Salmonidae.